AUGCCUUUGCAUUUAGUAAAGAUUUUUGAAUCUAAUGUUAUUGAGCAUUUUCCACAAGAUUCACAAUAUGGUGCACCUCAAAAAGUACUUCCAUUAACAGUAAUAAAAGUAAGAGAGGCUGAAGCAGUACGCAUACGUACUAUACGUCAAUGUACGACAAUGCAACAAAGAUUGAACCGUUUAGAAAAGAUUCAUGAUAUUGACCAAUCUAAGGAAGAGUUAAAUAAUAAUCAAUUGCAAAUAUCAACAGAAAACGUUUUAAAACAAUUCGUGAAAACAACGAAUGAUAUUUAUGAAGAAACAGAUAAAUAUUCUUCAAGCGCACAGCAGCCUUGUAUCGGCGCACAGCAGCCGAUUUUCGCAGGCGCACAGCAGCCUUGUAUCGGCGCACAGCAGCCGAUUUUCGCAGGCGCACAGCAGCCUUGUAUCGGCGCACAGCAGCCGAUUUUCGCAGGCGCACAGCAGCCUUGUAUCGGCGCACAGCAGCCGAUUUUCGCAGGCGCACAGCAGCCUUGUAUCGGCGCACAGCAGCCGAUUUUCGCAGGCGCACAGCAGCCUUGUAUCGGCGCACAGCAGCCGAUUUUCGCAGGCGCACAGCAGCCUUGUAUCGGCGCACAGCAGCCGAUUUUCGCAGGCGCACAGCAGCCUUAUUCACAAUAUGGUGCACCUCAAAAAGUACUUCCAUUAACAGUAAUAAAAGUAAGAGAGGCUGAAGCAGUACGCAUACGUACUAUACGUCAAUGUACGACAAUGCAACAAAGAUUGAACCGUUUAGAAAAGAUUCAUGAUAUUGACCAAUCUAAGGAAGAGUUAAAUAAUAAUCAAUUGCAAAUAUCAACAGAAAACGUUUUAAAACAAUUCGUGAAAACAACGAAUGAUAUUUAUGAAGAAACAGAUAAAUAUUCUUCAA
Formica exsecta is the source of this 910-nucleotide messenger RNA. RefSeq lists its product as uncharacterized. The record is from RefSeq and is a predicted model, not a curated record. Lineage: Eukaryota; Metazoa; Arthropoda; Insecta; Hymenoptera; Formicidae. The annotation marks the transcript as partial. The transcript is spliced from 3 exons.